This is a messenger RNA of Vicia faba (fava bean), 675 nucleotides long. Lineage: Eukaryota; Viridiplantae; Streptophyta; Magnoliopsida; Fabales; Fabaceae. The record is from the annotation of a GenBank genome assembly.
AUGGCUUUAACAUCAUCUUCUCAUCAAGCUACUAUGGCCGUUGAAUUUAGGAAAAGCUUCCAUGUCAAACCCAAAACCCCAAAGUUCAGUAUUGAUCAACCGAAGCCAGUUAUUAAGCCGGUUGUUAAUUUUGAAUCUUUUAGGGUUAAUGGGUAUCAUGUGCAUCAUUUCUUCAAAUUUAAAGGGUGGAUUAACUACUUUGAUAUGCUAAAGAACCAACCUUUCCCUACUUGGUUAAAAAUUUAUGGAGAGACUAAUUGGAAUCAUAAGAAAAUUAUUCCUCAUGCAAAACUUCUCUCUGGAUUAUUUCAUAAGAGUAGGUUGAUUGAAGCUCUGAUGAAUUAUGAGCCUACGGAAGAUCUGGCAGAAUCAUAUGGGGAUGUUCUCUCUAGUUCUCUUUUGGGGAACAUGAAGUUGAUUCUGAAGCAGGAAAUGGUGCAACUUGCAAAUCCCUUAAGGGAUGAUACCCCUGAAGGACCUAAAGAAACUUUGUACAGACCUAGAAGAAAAGGAGGCAGUUUGUGCCUGAUUCUGAGAAGGAGGUGCAGAAGCCACCUAAGAAGAAGAUUGUCCUUCAAAAUGAGGUUCAAGAAAUGGUCUCCACAACUCUUAAUGCCUACCAAGACAAGGAGUAAAGAAAAUCCUCAGAAGACAACCUUUUCUGUUUUGGCUUAG